Messenger RNA from Hypanus sabinus (Atlantic stingray), 8904 nucleotides. RefSeq lists its product as uncharacterized. The transcript has 12 exons. The record is from RefSeq and is a predicted model, not a curated record. Lineage: Eukaryota; Metazoa; Chordata; Chondrichthyes; Myliobatiformes; Dasyatidae. Bases 936 to 2291 code for a protein of 451 amino acids.
AUGGGGUAUUGGAAAUUAAUCUUUAAUUUCCGGAGACUCCAAAAUCGCCCGAAGGACAGCGAAUGCGGGAGUCUUAAUUGCCAUGAAUUGAUGAGCUCUGCAUAGAUAUUACACAAUGAACAGAAAAUAAGAACAUUAAAAACUUUAAACCCAGUUGAGAAAGAAACUACAGCAAAGAAGAGAGGGACAAAAGAGAAGCCAUAAAGACGAAAGAAAAGGUGCUGGUCAGGAACCUGGCGUUGCUUCGAUACUGGGGCCGUCGCCAAGGUAACGGAACACUGCAGGGCCUGCUCUUGUCGGUGGCUGGACUUGGAGACGAGAGUCGAGUUAUAGCCGGAAAUCGCAGUUUGUGUGUGUGAAGCAAUGGGGUUCCAGGCUGGUGGGAUUAAACUCCUUAAAACAGACGUCGGUUACCAAGCCAACGGAUAAAUCCCGGCCUUAUAUAUAUUAUAAUCACAGAACAAUUCUCUUCAACACUCAGGAUAACCUUACCGGCCAGUGAAACUUUGAAGCGUGUUCUCCUUGCAAUGGUCGAUGCAGCCGAUUCGUACACACGCAACAGAUUUGCAUUGGGUGGUGGAAGGGGAUGAAUUCGAGUGUGAUAGACUGUGGAAGACUUAAGAUGUGAAGUUCCAGCGUGUUAUAUUGCACUACUGUGAAGCACCUGGAGACGUGUUACUAUUACAGGUGCUUAAGUCGGUAUUUUAAAAUUGUAAUGCUUUAAAGUACAUAGCAUCAGAUGAAAAUUAUCGCUAGGACACGACUUUGGAAAUAAGCGGUUCAAGACGUUCCCACCAGGGUAAAGGAAGAUUAUUAAAACUUCGGGUGGCAGUGAUGCCCAUCGCCCAAUGAUCUUUUUAAAAGUUUCAGUAUAUGCUCUGUACUAAACUUCAGUACAUACGAUUUGUUUCAUCUCCGGUUUGAAAUCUUAACUCAUGGCAUCUUAUAAAACUGAGGAAACCUGGGAUGACUUGCAAGAAAGUUUUAAUCGCAUCAGAAUGCAACUUAACCUUGUUCCCCAGCCAGGAUGGGAGAAUCCUGUGGCUAGUGAUGUUCAUCAACAUGCCUUUUCAACGAGUCAGCAUGACGGACAGAAGGUGCACUCCCCAUCCAACCUGCCCAGAUUGUUGGUUACAUCUGAUGCAAUUCCCAACAGACCUAUUAUUGAUCUACGACGGGGUCAUUGGGAGGUGGUUCCUCCAUUGUACAAUGUCAGUUUGAAGAGAGAAGAAGCGGCAAGUAAAACAAUGCAGCCAAUCAGUCCUCUAAAAUUCUCCUAUAGCCCUCACGUAACUAUGACCGGCCUCACAGAUCGUCCUCUGCUGAAUGCAUCUUUGAAGAGACAAGGAGAUGAUAAAAUGUCAGCAAGAACUUGGAGUCCUAGCACAGGAUUUAAGUGGGAAUCUGCAGCCUAUCAUUUCUUCAAGGAAAACCAGCUGUUUGCCAGAAACUUUGUGGAUACAAUCAUCUUGGAGGUGAUUCAAGAUGAAUUAGUACCUGAUAUCUUAACGGAAGUGCUAUUGAAUGAUGACACUGAGUAUCAACCAGUAUAUGCACCAAGUAUGAAGAAAUUCCUCAUUCGGAAUGAACUGCGACAAACAGCCCAAUUGAUUGCAUUUAAGCAACGACCGGCAGUGUUAAUAUUGGAAACACUCUUGGAAGAAGAAGUCAGUGACCUCACAAGAGCAUUGAUCAGAACUGUUUUAGAAGAGUUUGUUAACAUUCACCUGACUACUGCCAUCAUCGGUGAAUCUCUGACAGAACUCAUCAUGGAGACCAUUGAGCCAAUGGUGCUACAACUUGUGAAAGAAACAGUAAAUGAGAUGAUACUGGAGGAGAUCCUGUGGGAAGAUAUUGUUCCAGAUGUGUUAGAUGAAGAAAUGAGGAAUGUUGCGCUGCUACAACUAUGUGAACAUGUCACCAAAGUGUAUGAAGAGCAGUUAGAGGAGGUCAGAAUAUAUGCCGGCAAAAGACUGAUUGACAUGUUUCUUCUGGAGAUUCUGCUGAAGACUUUGGCAAAUAAAGGGAGAGCAUCCUCUGAAAAGGUUGAGUUGGACAGGCUGUUAGAUAGUUCAAUGCUUGACAUCCUUUUGGGCCAGUACCUCAACAUCAGCCAAUACAAUUGUGUGGCCAUUGACAAUGUGGCACUGCGGGAUUACCAUUUGAAGGCUUUUACAGAUGUGGCACUGGAUGUGAUUCUGACAGAAAUGGGUGAACAUAUGGAUGAGGACAUGGCUGAUCUUUUCCAGUAUGAAAGACAAAUGGAAGAAGCAGACUUUAUUGUAGAGUAAUGAAAUUGGUGCCUUGUGCUGAUGAUAUUGUAUUCAUUCUAAUUGUGGUUGCUUAUAUUCCAAUUUGCUGUACCAAAAGAAGAGAAACAUGUUUACCGUUGUAACAUGUAACCUAAACAUCUUAAGGAUCUUUGUAAAUUCUAUUUCUUAUUUUGAAAUGACAGUCUUACACAUGAACAGUAGCUAUUAAGUUGGCCAGGGCACAGGAACACCGUCCUGCUCUUUGAACACUUUUGUUCGACUUGAAGUCCCGACAUAAAAGAUUCCCAAUAAAAUAAUAAUCAUUCCUUAAAUGGACAUUCAUCUUCACUUAUGGAAGAGUCAUUUAACAAAGGAUUUUCUCACUUAAGAAGUUUCUUGGGAAAUUGUCUUGCACUGAAGGCUUUCACAAUGAGGUAUUCACAAGGAUAUAAAUUUUUCUAGCACCAUUCCUUCUCCACAGGAAGACAAUUUCCAUUCCACCACAGUUAUAGAUUUUCAAAAUGGCUGUCCUCGUCGUCACGUUCAGUAACUGUGUAUUCUAUUUUGAGAAAUUUGAUGCACAGUUUAAUUGAUAUUGUUAAAUAAAUUAAUCAUGUUUCAAAUGUUUUUAAAUAGAAUAAGCAAUAACUGAUGCUCCAAUUUAAUGCAAGUCUGAAGUUUAAUUGGUUCAGAAAGUUUAUUUAUUCAACGGCAGAUUCCUGGAAAUGAGCAACUAUGAAGGAAGACAUAACACAAACUUUUUUUAACGGUGUGUGGGAGGAAAUUGUGAUGAAGUUUCUGAAUUUGGGGGGGUGGGGGGUAAUGGCCAAUAACAAGGUGCCUAUCACUAAGUUUAAAACAUAAUUGCUGCAGGUGAAUUUGGGAGUUAAGAAAAUAUAGUCAUCUUGACCCAAACUACCCUAUCUGUCACUUUAGGUAAUGCUUUUGGUUCAGUGCUGACACUGAGUGAGCUAGAAGUAUCAUUCAGUCUGCCAGAGAAAGUAGGAUCUCCCAGUGGCCACACAUUUUAAUUCUACGUCCCAUUCCCAUUCUGAUAUGUCUAUCCAUGGCCUCCUCUACUGUCAAGAUGAAGCCACACUCAGGUUGGAGGAACAACACCUUAUAUACCGGCUGGGUGGCCUCCAACCUGAUGGCAUGAACAUUGACUUCUCUAACUUAUGUUAAUGACCCUCCUCCCCUUCUUACCCCAUCCCUGAUAUAUUUAGUUGUUUGUUUUCUUUUCUCUCUCUCUCUCUCUCUACCUGUUCUCCAUCUCCCUCUGGUGCUCCCCCUCUCUUUCUUUCUCCCGAGGCCUCCCAUCCCAUGAUCCUUUCCCUUCUCCAGCUCUAUCACUUUCGCCAAUCACCUUUCCAGCUCUUAGCUUCAUCCCACCCCCUCCGGUCUUCUCCUAUCAUUUUGCAUUUCCCCCUCCCCCCACUACUUUCAAAUCUCUUAGUAUCUUUCCUUUCAGUUAGUCCUGACGAAGGGUGUUGGCCCGAAAUGUCGACAGUGCUUCUCCUUAUAGAUGCUGCCUGGCCUGCUGUGUUCCACCAGCAUUUUCUGUGUGUUGUCAUGGAUUCAAUUCUAGCUUCAGAAAUUUAAGCACAAAAUACAGGCUAACUGUAAUUCAUUAGUGAUUACAGUACACAGUAAAUAGAGGACCAAUUUCCAGGCCUGAUUUCAGUACAUUAAAACUUAUGUUCCUCAUGUUUUACUUUUGUUUCAUAUAAACAAUAUUACAUAAGAAAUUUGCUAGAAAGAUAUUAGUAAUACAAGACUUCAGCUAUCCUGAGAGAGUAGAUUAAUUGUGGUUAUCAUUAGAGAAGGCAUUUGAAGAAAUGAAGAAAAGAAGAUUAAUGCAGUGAAAUAGUAUUACUUGGUUUAAGAAGUCUGAUAAUAUGGUUGAAGGAAAUUUAAUAUUAAUUUGUAGGAGCAGAGUUAGUCCAUCCAGCUUAUCAAGUCUGCUCCUGCAUAAAAUCACGGCUGUUUUUUUUAAAUCCCUAUUUCCCAUUUUCCUCAUAAGCCUUAAACUCCUUCCCAGUCAAAAACUUAUCAGUCUCCGCUGCCUUAAAUGCACCUAAUGUCUGACUUCCACAGCCCUCUGAAGUAAUGAAUUCCACAGAUUCACCACUCACUGGUUGAAGAAAUUUCUCCUCAUCCUGUCCUGUUAUUCUGAGGCUAUACAUUGGAUCCUAGACUCUCCUCUUAAUGGAAACGUGAGUUUCAAUGCCCACUUUCUCCAGGUCUUUCAGUAUCUGAUAGGUUACAAUUGAUAUAUCCUCUCAUUCUUCUGAACUCGACAAGUACAGGUCCAGAGACACCAAACAUUCCCCAUAGAUCAAGCCUUUCAAUUUGGGGAUCAUUCUUGUGAGUCUGCUCUGGACUCUCUCACGUGCCAGCAUAACUUCCCUUUGAUACAGGGCUCAAAGUUGCUCACAAUAUUGCAAAAAUAGUCUGACCAUGCCUUAUAAAACCUCAGCAGUAUACCCUUGAUUUUAAGUUCUAGCCCUCUUGAAAUGAAUGCUAAUAUUUCAUUUGCCUUCUUGUCUACAUGAAAAACGCCCACAAAAUGCUGGAAGAACUCAGCAUGUCAGGCUGCAUCUAUGGAGGGGAGUAAACUGUUGACAUUUUGGGUCAAGACCUUCAUUAGGUCUGACCCAACCUGCAAGUUAACCUGAAGAAAAUCCUCAACUGGGACUCCCAAGUCCCCUUGCACCUCCCGUAACAAAAUGAUCGAAUGAAACGUGAAAAGGGAAAUAUACAAAAUAGUGUUAUUCCUAAACACUUUAUUAUUUUCCAUAAGUAUAUUUGUUUCAUUAUUUUAAAAGUUUUAAAAAAUACAAGUCAGAUGGGUUUAUAAAUGUUAUUAAGUGAAACUCCUAUAUAAUUUUUCAGUUGCUAAAAGAAUACCAUUUAUCUGAGGCCUCGUGGCCACCACAGUUAACUUUUUUGUUAUGGUAGCAUAACCGUUAGCAUGAAACUAGUACAACUCAGCGUGUUCCGGAGUUUGGAGUUCAAUUCCAGUGCCAUCUGUAAGGAAUUUGUACGUGAAUCACGCGAGUUUCCUCCCACAGUCCCAAGAUGUAUUGGUUAGUAGGUUAAUUGGUCAUUGUAACUUGUCCUGCAAUUAGGCUAGUGUUAAAUAGGUGGGUGGCCAGGCAGUGCAGUUGUUGGGUGGAAGGGCCUGUUCCGUGCUGUAUCUCAAAAUAAAUAUAAAAUAAUCAGUAAUCUCUAAUCUUGGUUAUAUUUCACAACUAUUUUGUAAGAUGUACGUUAUUUGUUCUAAUGUUGGAUAAGGGAAGAAUCACUACAUUUGAAUGACAUCCAUAUUCAAAAAGCAAGUUUACUGUCUGAAAGGUUCCCAGUAUUAGUGGUACUCCAGUACACAUCAUUGCAUUUACUCCUUGGCUGUCUUCCUCCUUACCCAGGAGAACUUGGACCAUCCCAUUCUUUGUGAGUUGACAAUGUAUGGCAGCAGGAAAGAUUUUGUUUCAAAAGGGCCCAAAGAAUUUCCACUUGGAGGAAGUGCUGAACCCUGUACAUCUGCUUGGACUGUGGAUUAAAUUCCAUCUUUGUAAUUGGUGCUCAGUUUGGAGACUUCUCCCAAAAUGUUACUAAACAUCAAAUGAACAUAGAUUUUACAUUUUUAUUUUAAUUGUUAGCCAAAACCAAAAUUUAAGGGCUGAAAAUAACAUAUUGACAUGUCCUGUCCAAGCAUUGCACAACUUGUCCUCAAAAGGUAGACAGCAAUAACUAUCACAACAAUUAAUCAUUAAGACCAUUAUAGCAUAGUUUAACUGCUUCUGUAAUUUAAAGUUUUGAAAUUCAUAUUUUUUCAUAUUUCUUUAUGACAUGUGAGGAGCUAUUCAUCUCCUCAAGUCUAUGCCAGAUCUCAGAUCAUUUCUCUCAGUUACAACCCAGACUAUUUCAAUAGACAAUAGGUGCAGGAGUAGGCCAUUUGGCCCUUUAAGCCAACACCACUAUUCAAUGUGAUCAUGGCUGAUCAUCCACAAUCAGUACCCCAUUCCUGCCUUCUCCCCAUAGUCCUUGACUCCGCUAUCUUUAAGAGCUCUAUCUAACUCUUUCUUGAAAGCAUCCAGAGAAUUGGCCUCAACUGCCUUCUGAGGCAGAGCAUUCCAUAGAUCCAUAACUCUCUGGGUGAAAAAGUUUUUCCUGAACUCUAUUCUAAAUGGCUUACCCCUUAUUCUUAAACUGUGGCCUCUGGUUCUGGACUCCCCCAACAUCGGGAACAUGUUUCCUGCCUCUAGCGUGUCCAAUCCCUUAAUAAUCUUAUAUGUUUCAAUCAGAUCCCCCCUCAUCCUUCUAAAUUCCAGUGUAUGGAAUCCCAGUCGCUCCAAUCUUUCAACAUAUGACAGUCCCGCCAUCCCGGGAAUUAACCUCAUGAAACUACGCUGCACUCCCUCAAUAGCAAGAAUGUCCUUCCUCAAAUUUGGAGACCAAAACUGCACACAAAACUGAACACAAUACUCCAGGUGUGGUCUCACCAGGGCCCUGUACAACUGCAGAAGGACCUCUUUGCUCCUAUACCCAACUCCACUUGUUAUGAAGGCCAACAUGCCAUUAGCUUUCUUCACUGCCUGCCGUACCUGCAUGCUCACUUUCAGUGACUGAUGACCAAGGACACCGAGAUCUCAUUGUACUUCCCCUUUUCCUAACUUGACACCAUUCAGAUAGUAAUCUGCCUUCCUGUUCUUGCCACCAAAGUGGAUAACCUCACAUUUAUCCACAUUAAACUGCAUCUGCCCACUCACCCAACCUGUCCAAUUCACCCUGCAUUCUCCUAACAUCCUCCUCACAUUUCACAUUGCCCCCCAGAUUUGUGUCAUCUGCAAACUUGCUAAUGUUACUUUUAAUCCCUUCAUCUAAAUCAUUAAUGUAUAUUAUAUAUAGCUGUGGUCCCAGCAUGGAGCGUUGUGGUACCCCACUAGUCACUGCCUGCCAUUCUGAAAAGGACCCGUUAAUCCCUACUCUGUUUCCUGUCUGCCAACCAUUUUUCUAUCCAUAUCGGUACCCUACCUCCGAUACCGUGUGCUCUAAUUUUGCCCACUAAUCUCCUAUGUGGGACCUUAUCAAAGGCUUUCUGAAAGUCCAGGUACACUACAUCCACUGGCUCUCCCUUGUCCAUUUUCAUAGUUACAUCCUCAAAAAAUUCCGGAAGAUUAGUCAAGCAUGAUUUCCCCUUCGUAAAUCCAUGCUGACUCGGAUCGAUCCUGUUACUGCUAUCCAAAUGUGCUGCUAUUUCAUCUUUUAUAAUUGACUCCAGCAUCUUCCCCACCACUGAUUUCCUUCUACUUAUUCUUCCACCAACUCCCCUCUCCUCCAAUGUCCCUCCACUCACUGAAAUUAGGGACAGUAUAUACAGCUGCUAAUUAAAUUACCAGCAUGGCUUUGGAAUGUAGAAGGAAACUGGAGCAUCCAGGAGAAACCCAUGUGGUGACAAGGAAAAUAAGAUAUUGGAGCAGAAUUAGGCCAUUUGGUCCAUCAGGUCUACUCUGCUAUUUGAUCAACUCUGGUUUCAGAGUUCAAAGUUCAAAGUAAAUUUAUUGGCAAAGUACGUAUAUGUCACAAUAUAAAAUCCUGAGAUUAAUAUUUUUUCAGGUAGUCUCAGUAAAUACAAAAAAAACACAAUGAAAGACCACACUCAACUGGGCAGACAACAACCACAGUAAAAAAAACUGUGCAAAUACAAAAAGAGGGAGGAAAAAUAAAUAAAUAAAUAAUCAAUGAAUAUCGAGAGCAUGAGAUGAAGAGUCCUGGAAAGUGAGUCCUUAGAUUAUGGGAACAGUUCAGUGAUGGGGUGAGUAAAGUUGAAUAAUGUUAUCCCCUCUGGUUCAAGAGCCUAAUGGCUGAUGGGUAAUAACUGUUCUUGAACCUGGUGGUACAUGUCCUGAUGGUUAUUAUCCCUCUUACCCCCACUCCCCUGCCUUCUCCCCAUAAACUUUGACGCUCUUGCUAAUUAAGAACUUAUGAACCUCCACUUUAAAUAUACCUAAUGACUUGGCAUCCAUAGCUGUCUGUGUCAAUGAAUUCCACAGACUUACCAGCUUUGACCAAAGAAAUUCGGUCAUAUCUUUAUGUAAAGGGGGUUUCUUUUUUUGGGUACUGUUGGGAAAGGGUUUCUUUGUUAGUUAAAAGCAGGAAUGUUUCUUUGUUGCGAGAGAGUGCUGGAAGCUUGUUUGUUACAAUUUACUGAUAACGAGAAUGGUAUACCUUUGUAAACCAAAUGGGGAUUAAUGUUCUUUCUUCUGAGUCUGUAAGCUUUGGUUGACGGGCUUUUGGGCAGAUCGGCGCGAGGGGGUCGAGAGAGAGGACGCAAUGCUGUAAGCAGGGCGAGGUUCAGACCCCAAAGGGGGGGGGGGUCCGAGGCCGAGGGAUACUCUGAGGAGGGGGGGAUGAAGCUAGAUGUGCUUGGUUGACCACUCGGGGGAUCCUGAGCUGCGAGUCGAGGAGUUCAGAGGGGAUCGAAUGGUGGCCAGAAGACUUCAGAAAUUGAGCUUCAACGGUUGUGCACGCAGUGGUUUGGACUUUGAUAAGUUUGGCGCCUUUUCUUUAUUUUUCUCUUCGUAUAUACUGUAUCGUUAUUAAUCACUUAGUUAUAGUAACCUUUAUAAAUUGUACUCAUUUAAUCACA